AUGCCAUCUCAAAACCAGGAAUCCCCUCGUGGUUCCCGCGGUGGAUGCGCGCGCGGUCGAGGACGAGGACGUGGACGAGGUGGACAUGGACGCGGGAAUGGUCAGGCUAAUACCACGAAUCAGGAAAACACGACUGCAGCGCCAGGAGCUACAGCUGCACCAGAAGUGAACCCUAACCAGAACCAAAGAGGACAGAAAACCAGCAGAAAUGGACAGAGAUUUAGCAGAGGCCGCGGAGAACCCUCGCAGAGGCAGGUGAUGAUGCCACAGUCAGAAUCCAGACAAAACCAAGCCGGAGAAAGUCAAAAGGCAUCUACCGAGAAGAAAAAGAAGAGCAAUAAGAAGAAGGAACCCGCACCAAGACCCUCAGACGCGACGCAGAACCCUACCAAGCACAAGACACCCAACAAGAAAGAGAACAAGCCAACUCCACCCCCAAGAAAGAUCAAACCAUCCCUAAUAACCCUCCCUCCGGAACUCCGCUGGAAAAUCUACAAUUACAUCUUCCAACCAACAUACCGCGUCGCGAUCUCCCGCCAAAAACCCAAAUGGACUCCUUCUCCCACCGACACGCGCAAACGUCUCUACCACACCCGUCUUCCCUACCGCAACCCCAAAACGCAACUUAACCCGCACGACUCGAAACACAGCCAAGUCGUUCGUCGUCAGAAUCCGCUCCCGAUCUCGCUGAUCUUCAGCUGCAAGGCCAUCUACCACGAGACGAUAUUGCAUUUAUACGCGAACACGCAGUUUGUUUUCAACAGCACUCGCGCGCUGGAUCGGUUCUUGCAUACGACUAGUGCCCAGACACAGGAAGUCAUUCAGCACAUAGAGCUGAAUCAUGUCAUGUACAAUGAGCCGCGGCUUCUGGGGUUCCGGGUAUUCAAGCACCGGUCUGAUUUAGCCUGGUACUGUGCUUGCGAGGAUCUGGCAGUUGCGUGCAAGUCGUUGGAAGUGCUGCACAUUAACAUGAAGAUCUGGGACUGGCCGAUACAUCUCGAGCUCGGGGAGCGGUGGUCGUGGCCGUUACUUGUGUUUGAGCGGUUUGGGAAUGAGGUUGGUUUUGCGAGUGUGUCACUUCAGAUGUGUAAAUUUGAAGAGGAGAAGUUGAAGGAGAUGAGCAGGGAGGUGGAGAAGAGGCUUAUGACGAGUGAGGCGUGGCAGGUAAGAGAGGAUGAGAGAAUGGCGAGGGAGAUUAAUGGGAAGAUCAAGGCGAAUAGGGUUCUGCGGGUUGUUUUUUAG
Messenger RNA from Aspergillus chevalieri, 1242 nucleotides. RefSeq lists its product as uncharacterized. The transcript has 4 exons. The record is from RefSeq and is a predicted model, not a curated record. The coding region runs from base 1 to 1242 and encodes 413 amino acids. Lineage: Eukaryota; Fungi; Ascomycota; Eurotiomycetes; Eurotiales; Aspergillaceae.